AUGACGAAUCCCGUAUCAACCCUGUCGCCGCAUGAGCGGAUGAGAGUGGACGACUACCUGAAUGAUAAAAUUCAGAUAUCUGCUGAUUUGGAAAGUCUCGAAGCGUUGCUCACAAGCUUGCGGGCUCAGCAUGAGCUUCAACGAAAGCAGCUAGCAGAAGCACAGGAAGCCCUUUCAAAUGCCACCAAAGCAUCUAACGACCAUGCCGAGGCUACUCGCAAACGGGCAGAAGCUUUCAAUGAGCAACAGGCCGAUAUCGAUCAACGUCUCAAAGCGCUUACAGGAUCCGAUGCUAGUGACGAGGCAGCGAAGCGAUUUGAAUCAAGCAUAAAGAAACUUCGGAGACUUGAGCUGUCAAGAGGCUAUGUUGCGUUACUGAAGGACGCCGAGGAUUUGAGUAAGGAGGCCUUGCGAAAUGUACACUCCGAGCCUAGAUUGGCGAUUGCGUCCUAUUCCAGACUACGGAAUAUCGUUGUUUCCCUCGAAGAAGCCCAGCCCGCCGCAGAAGGGGCGAGCCCUCACUUGGUAGAUUAUGUGGGGAGACUAGCCUCAAAACUGAAAGAGCAAAUGAAAGGGGAGUUUACGAAGCGCCUCCAGGGAACUUUGGAGAAGAUGAAAUGGCCAUCCAAGGAGCUACACUUCCCGGAAGACCUCAAGGCGCAAUGGGCCGAUAGUGUGGAGCUUCUCCUCGACUUGCAGACCCCGGAACUGAGCGGCCGUGAAUCUGCCCCAAAUCAUAAGAGUGCUGACCCUCCAAUACUGUUCCCACUGGAGGUGAUGGUUCAUCCGCUCGAGCUUCGUUUUAGAUACCACUUUAGUGGCGAUAAACCAACAAACAGGCUUGAAAAGCCCGAGUAUUUCCUCGCUCACAUUACAGAUCUAAUCAAUAACUUUGGGGGCUUCUUCGCCUCGUCUCUGCAACCCAUCUUUGACCAACAGGCACAGGCUGUCGGGCCGAAGCUAGAGUGGAAUUUUUAUAAUGCUUCCCAUGCAUAUAUUACAGCUCUCUUGCCAAUGUUAAGGCAGAAAAUAACAACCUAUCUCCCACACAUCUCGUCUCACCCUCAACUACUAAGUCACUUUGUUCAUGAACUUAUGAAUUUCGAUAACGACAUUCGCGAGACGUGGAAUUACUUGCCAGAUCCGUAUUCGGAUGAAGAAUGGAAGGGAAUUACCUGGGAGGUCUUGUCUAAAGAAGGAUGGUUUGACCGCUGGCUUCAGGUCGAGAAAGAAUUUGCGCUGGCCCGUUAUAAGGAGAUCGUGGACACCCCUGAUAGUGGCAAUAUUGAUUAUGAAGGCGUCGAGUCGUCGGCAACCAAGCCGACAAAAGCUGCAAUCCGCGUGAAUGACCUGCUGGAAACAAUCACCGAACGAUACCAGCCUUUGUCGUCGUUCAGCCAGAAGCUUCGUUUUCUCAUCGAUAUCCAAAUCACAAUCUUCGACCAAUUUCACGAGCGUCUGCAUUCAGCCCUCGAAGCUUAUCUUACGAUGACAUCUGCAAUUGGCCGUACUGUGCAGGGUGCGGACGGUCAAGCCAGCGUUGAGGGUCUUGCCGGUUUAGAGCGGCUUUGCAGGGUAUUCGGAAGUGCGGAAUAUUUGGAAAAGAAGAUGGAAGACUGGAGUAAUGAAGUUUUCUUUGUCGAGCUCUGGUCGGAACUUCAAGAACGCGUCCGCCAGAACAAAGAUGGAGGCAAGAAUGUUGCAGGCUCUAUGUCUGUUGCUGAUGUGGCUUCCAGGACCUCUCCGGCUGUAAACGGCGGUCAAGGUACCGGAUCCCAAGGUGAAGGCGCAGAAGGUGCUUUGUUUGAUGAGACGGCAUCUGCAUAUCGUCGCCUAAGACUCCGAUCUGAGUCUGUAAUCACCUCAACACUAACAUCAAAUAUGCGAUCUGCCCUUAAGUCUUACACUCGCGUGUCCACCUGGGCAACUAUUUCGAGCCCCUCGGCCUCCACAACAGGGCCUCUACCCCCCACCGUUGAUCUUGUCCCGGCUAUGCAAGCUCUGUCCACCACCGUUUCUUUUCUCUCCCGCGCACUGGGCGUUGCUCCCUUGCGGCGUAUAAUCCGUCAGGUGCUUCUCUCUACCCAGACUUACCUCUGGAGUAACGUACUUCUCAAAAACAAAUUCUCAUCUUCUGGCGCAUCACAAUUGGAGAGCGAUGUUGACCAUCUCUGCGGCGUCGUCGACGUGGCUCUUGGUUCCGGAGCGCAAGCAGGAGGAGCGAAAAAGAUGCUCCAAAAGCUCAACGAGGGCCUUCUCAUUCUGAAUCUCAAGGCCCAUGGAUCCAAAGGCGAUGAUGAGCCUACUGUGGCACAGGAAGGGGCAGCAGAUGCCAGCCGAUACCCUGGGCUAUGGGUAGUUGAAAAGAGACUUUUUAAAGAUAACGAGAGUGCGAGGGAAAUGCUUGCAGAAUUAGGCCUUGAGAGUCUAAGUGAAGCAGAGGCUCGGAGCGUCCUGGAGAGGCGCGUGGAAAUUGGAAAGUAG
Molecule: messenger RNA, 2484 nt
Organism: Aspergillus ochraceoroseus IBT 24754
Lineage: Eukaryota; Fungi; Ascomycota; Eurotiomycetes; Eurotiales; Aspergillaceae
Product: RINT-1 family protein
Exons: 5
Coding region: 1-2484 (827 amino acids)
Biological process (GO): retrograde vesicle-mediated transport, Golgi to endoplasmic reticulum; endoplasmic reticulum to Golgi vesicle-mediated transport; regulation of ER to Golgi vesicle-mediated transport
Cellular component (GO): Dsl1/NZR complex
Source: RefSeq, a predicted model, not a curated record